CGGGAAGUGUCGGGGCUGGGGCCGGGGGGGGGGGGGGGAGUGCGCGCGGCCGCGCUCGCGCGCGGCGGGGGCGCGCGCGGGGCGCAGAGGCGGCAGCCAAGAUGGCGGCGCGGGUGGCGCAGGGGCCGGCAGCCCGCGGGCGCGCCUAGGCCGCGGUGUGUCCCGUCCCCGUCCCCCCUCCCCCACCCCGCCCCCAAAACCCGGGCGGGGUCCCCGCCGUCCCGGUCCCCCCUCCCCAACCCCCCUACCCCGCCCCGCCCGCCCCCUCCGGCAGGAUGCUGCCCUCGCAGGAAGCCUCCAAGCUCUACCAUGACAACUACGUGCGGAACUCGCGGGCCAUCGGCGUGCUCUGGGCCAUCUUCACCAUCUGCUUCGCCAUCAUCAACGUGGUGGUCUUCAUCCAGCCCUACUGGGUGGGCGACAGCGUCAACACCCCCAAGCCCGGUUACUUCGGGCUGUUCCACUACUGCGUGGGCAGCGGGCUGGCGGGCCGGGAGCUGUCGUGCCGCGGCUCCUUCACCGACUUCAGCACCAUCCCCUCGGGCGCCUUCCAGGCGGCGGCCUUCUUCGUGCUGCUCUCCAUGGUGCUGACGCUGGGCUGCAUCACCUGCUUCGCCCUCUUCUUCUUCUGCAACACCGCCACCGUCUACAAGAUCUGCGCCUGGAUGCAGCUGCUGGCAGCGCUCUGCCUGGUGCUGGGCUGCAUGAUCUUUCCCGACGGCUGGGAUGCAGAGACCAUACGGGACAUGUGCGGGGAGAAGACAGGGAAGUACUCCCUGGGCGACUGCUCCGUGCGCUGGGCUUACAUCCUGGCCAUCAUCGGCAUCCUCAACGCCCUCAUCCUUUCCUUCCUGGCCUUCGUCCUCGGCAACCGGCAAAACGACCUGCUGCACGAGGAGCUCAAGACAGAGAGCAAAGAUUUUGUCGGCACCGCGAGGAUAUAAGGCCAAGCGCCCGCAACAGGAUCCUCUUCCCGCGGCCGGCAGCCUGGGCGCUCCCUCCCCGUCCUGCCCUUCGUCUGCUGCCAGCGGCCACGCAGUGUCCCGUGCCGCCCCCUGGGCCCCACCGCCCACGCUGGGGACGUGCCAGCCGCCCGCCGCAUCCACCGUCACCUCCAUGUCCACGCCGGCACCGCCAUCCCACGCACCCCACCAGCUCCGCACCCCCCACUGCCCGCGGGCCGCCGCCGCCGGGGGAGGAUGCCCCAAACCCGCUUCGUUUGAGAACAGCGUCCAACUGCGGUUUUGCUUCGAGGAAAAAACAGUCUCAGAGUUUUUAACAGAUUUCUACAUCCCCAGGACUCCUGACCCGCAGAAUCCCACCUGAACGCGCGCCCAGCGACACCCCGCGCCGGCUGCUCCGGGCCCCGGCCCCCUCCCCGCUCCCAUUUUGUACAGCUCCGUGAUCCUGUCUCCACAGCUGGGGGACCCGGCGGCCAGGACGGGGCCCAACCCCUACUUUUACGUGUAAAUUCAUAUUCUCUAAACAGGGUAAAGUGACUCGAGCCCCCUGGCCCCCACCCCGGGAGCCUGGCCCCAGGACGUGGUGUUUUCCGGCGCAUGGCUGGGGACCACAGGGGCCUCGCUGCCACCGGCCGCUGGGACACCCGACUCGCGCUGCCGCUGAAUGUAAGCCCUGGUAAGUGGGAGCAGCUGAACAUGCAAAACCCCCCCGAGGCCGGCGCAGGAGGACCCCCCCUGCCAGCCCCCUCCCCGAGCCAGCCGCGGGCUGUUGCCAAACGCCUUCCCUCCCCAUCCCCAUACGGUGCUUUAUCUCCACUGGUGACGGCAAGGCUCUCCCUGCCACACGGCAUGGCCGGGGCAGGGGGGGACACCCAGGCACGUCCGUGCCGACCCUGGCAUCCUGUCCCUGUCCCCUGCCUGCGCCUCGCUGGCACAUGGCGAUGGCCCGGUGUGGCGCUGAGCCCAGCAGCCUCCGAGCACGACCCAGCUUCAAUCACACACACACAGCACCCAACAGCCAGCACCGACAACCCCGGCACCCUCCCCGGCACGGGCGGCUGCAGCCCGGCUGUGGCUCUGCUGGCCACACCGGCGUGUGUGGGCUUCCCCGGGUGCCGGCUCGCGGGGGGGCUCCGGUCACCACAGCCCUUGCAAUGCAAUAAAGUCCUCAGCACUGGCCCGGUCUCAGUGCAAGUAGCCGGGGGCUGUUUGCAGGGGGUCCCGGCAGGGCUGGGAGCGGGGCCGAGCUGGGCGCAGGGAGCGGAGCGGGACCGUGGCCCCAGGACGGGCAGCCCUGGGCAGAGGAGCCGCUGCCCAUCCGCAGGUACCCAGGCAGGGCCAC
Molecule: messenger RNA, 2304 nt
Organism: Chroicocephalus ridibundus (black-headed gull)
Lineage: Eukaryota; Metazoa; Chordata; Aves; Charadriiformes; Laridae
Gene: LHFPL4
Product: LHFPL tetraspan subfamily member 4
Exons: 4
Coding region: 276-944 (222 amino acids)
Biological process (GO): sensory perception of sound; gamma-aminobutyric acid receptor clustering
Cellular component (GO): postsynaptic membrane; plasma membrane; inhibitory synapse
Molecular function (GO): GABA receptor binding
Source: RefSeq, a predicted model, not a curated record